CUCUACCUUUUUUUAAGCAUUUCAUUCACUGAUGAGGAGACUCCAAUGCCCGUCUGAACACUUAAGUGUAGGGAUGUGUCAUGAGCAGAGAGAAAAACAAAGAGAAAGGAAAAUAAGCAGAGUGAUAAACUGAGACAAAGAAAGAGAGAGAGAGAGAGACGCAGAGCGAAAAGGAGGAUAGACGGGAGAUUUUGUGGAGUGUUGCUCGAGUCGUUUGGCUUAUGAUGGACACCAUGAUGCUGCAGGAGAAACUGGUGGAGAAACUUCUGUGCCCUCGAACCCGAACCACUCGACAGAAGGAUAAGCAGUAUGUUGGCUUUGCUACACUUCCUAAUCAGGUCCAUAGGAAGUCAGUGAAGAAGGGUUUUGACUUUACUCUGAUGGUGGCAGGUGAAUCUGGUUUGGGCAAAUCUACUUUAGUUAACAGUCUCUUCCUCACAGAUCUCUAUAAAGACAGAAAAUUACUUAAUGCAGAAGAACGUAUAAACCAGACAGUUGAGAUCACCAAACACACAGUUGACAUCGAAGAGAAAGGAGUUAAACUCAAGCUCACUAUAGUGGACACGCCGGGGUUCGGAGACGCUGUUAAUAAUAAUGAGUGUUGGAAACCCAUCACAGAUUACAUCGAUCAACAGUUUGAGCAAUACUUCAGAGAUGAGAGCGGACUCAACAGAAAGAAUAUUUUAGAUAACAGAGUCCACUGCUGUCUGUAUUUCAUACCGCCGUUUGGACACGGUUUGCGGCCGGUGGAUGUGGAGUUCAUGAAGGCUUUACAUGAAAAAGUGAAUAUUAUUCCUCUGAUAUCUAAAGCGGACUGCCUCACCCCAAAUGAAGUGAAAAAACUCAAGGACAGGGUACGAGAUGAGAUCGAGCGCUUCGGGAUUAAAGUCUAUCAGUUUCCAGAGUGUGAUUCUGAUGAAGAGGAGGAGUUUAAACAGAUGGAUAAAGAGCUGAAGGAGUGUACUCCAUUUGCUGUCAUUGGCAGUAAUACAGUAGUAGAGGCCAGAGGUCAGCGGGUCAGAGGUCGUCUAUACCCCUGGGGUAUUGUUGAAGUGGAGAAUCAGACUCACUGUGACUUUGUAAAGUUGAGAAACAUGUUGAUUCGCUCUCACAUGCACGACCUGAAGGAUGUGACGUGUGAUGUACAUUAUGAAAACUACAGGGCUCACUGCAUACAGGAGAUGACCAGUAAACUUGCUCAGGAUAACCGUACAGACAGUCCAUUACCCAUCCUACCCCUGCCGACACCAGACGUGGAGACAGAGAAACUCAUCAAGAUGAAAGAUGAAGAGCUCAAGAGAAUGCAAGAGAUGCUCGAAAAAAUGCAACAACAGAUGCAUGAGAAAGACCAGUGAUACACACACACAUUGCAGAUGUGAAUGCAUUUAAAUUAUACUGUACAAAUAUUAUAUCUACAGGUCUGUCCAUCAGACACACACUGAUAUAUGUUUGCUGUAUGUUCAUUGCCUGGUGCUUCUUUCUGCCUGAAUCAAAUACAGUGCAGCUGUUAUGUGACAUUAUUAUGUGAUAAUGAUAAACACUAUUGGCGACGAGGGUCGUAAGUAAACCCGUUUACAAUUAACUUAAAUUAACUUUUAAAGUAUCUAAUUUAUAUGGAGGUUUUUAUUUGCUUAGCAAGAUGAAUGUGUGAGUUGUUUAGAGAAAGACUUUUUCUGGAACAGUGCUGAAGUUUAUUCAUAUGAACAAAUGUGUUUGAGAGAGAGAGAGAGAGAGAGAGAGAGAGAGAGAGAGAGAGAGAGAGAGAGAGAGAGAGUUUUGCUAUGAAUUUGUUAGAUUUCUGCUCAGUUUUGUUUAGUGCUUGAACUCAGUGAAUGUGAAUAUAAAGUUCAAAUUAUUGUUAUCAAUAAACUCUCUGUUCUGGCUGAA
Messenger RNA from Misgurnus anguillicaudatus (oriental weatherfish), 1887 nucleotides. RefSeq names its product septin 5a (gene septin5a). Gene Ontology annotation, molecular function: GTP binding. Lineage: Eukaryota; Metazoa; Chordata; Actinopteri; Cypriniformes; Cobitidae. The record is from RefSeq and is a predicted model, not a curated record.